Molecule: messenger RNA, 2412 nt
Organism: Effrenium voratum
Lineage: Eukaryota; Dinophyceae; Suessiales; Symbiodiniaceae
Source: the annotation of a GenBank genome assembly
AGCCGAGCAGCUCUGGAACCCCAAGCGCCCAGCAGGCAUCCCCGAGCAUUCGGAAGCAUGGCGUUCGAGAGGACCUAUGACUAUGCCUUCAUGGACAUGGACCAGAAGGCCUCGGUGCUGGCGCUGCUCCGCGCCGCCGCGGAGGCGGAGCUGGACACGGAGGACGCGCGGUGCAAGCUCUGUGAGCUGCCGGAUUUCAACCCCAUGGCGGCCUUUCGCGCAGUGCAAGGGUCCAGCCACAAAGGAUGGAUGAGCGCCAGCGAUCUCCACUACUGGCUCUCCUCGCAGCCCCAUCCAGUGGCAAGCUACAAGCUGGAAGAUGUGCUUGCAGCCGUCCGCCUGCGCACCGGAUCCAUGGAGAUCUUUCCAGAGGACUUCGUGCGCAUGACCACGCCCAACUUUCGGUCCAGCAGCUGGCUGAAGGAGAGCUGGCGCUGAGUCGGGGAGGCGCCAUGGAGGUUUACUUCGAGAAGCGCUUGCUGCCGGAGGUGUCGUACCGCUUCUGCCAGCUGUUCCUGUUGGAGCUCGACUUUGUGAACCGCUUGCGCUUUCAUCAAAGGAGCCUGAGACAGGCCGCCGUGUCGGGCCACAGUGUCAUGAAGUACUUGGAUGCGGAGGAAGGGUUCUGCGCAGGCAUGGGCGGCCUGCUGUGCGCCAGCGCCGUGCGGGCGGUGCUGCAGCGGGGGGUCCUGGGCUGCUCCCGGCCCAUGGAGCCUCUGCUGUGCGAUGCCCUGCUGAAGCGGAUCAACCCCACGGAUGCCGCCUUCUUCCCGGGCGAUAAUUUGGGCCGGCUGUUGGAUCUGGUGGUACCCAACUCCGGUACCUACACCUCCUGGGCGGACCGGUCCUGGGCGGACCGGUCCCUGGACCGCUCCAUGGAUCGCCUGGACCGCUGGGAGCGCGAGUUCCGGCUCUCCCCCGCCCGGGCCACCAGCCCGGCGCGCCGGGCCUCCAGCCCCGCCCGCAGCCCGGCCCGCAGCCCGGACCGGAGCUUCGACCGGAGCUUCGAGCGGAGCUUCGAGAUGUCCCCCAAGACCCCGUCCACGCCGCUGCCGGACUACCUGACGCCGGACCUGCGCCGGAAGAAGCUCUUCGACUCCUGGGCCUCGCCGGUGCGCGCGGCCUACUCGCCCAUGUCGGAGCUGUCCACUCAGGACCCGGGCCUGUCCAUGGACCGGAGCUUCUUGGACUACCAGUCGCCCACCUCGCCUUACGCCUCCGCGCUGCGGGCAUCCAGUCCUUUCCGGGCAGGCUCUGCCUCUCCGGGCCCUUCGCCAGCACUGGGCGGCCCCACGCGAUCCUCGCUCUUCCUCGGAAGCCGCGAGCACCACGCCAUGCAGCAGACAUUGCAGGUGAUGGCCCGCCAGGCCAAGCUGGAUUCGCAGGUGGAAGACCUGAAGAGUUUGCUGCCCGCCUGCUGCACCACAGAGGAGGUCUUCGCAGAGCUCGACGACACUUUGAGGGCUAGCUAUGUGAGCCUGAGCGACGUGCGCCGCUUCAUGUUCAGCUUCGGCUUCACCGUGAAGUACGCCAACUUCUCGGCUCUGGUCAACGAGCUGCACCUCCGCCGCAAGAUCUUCACGCGGCACUCGCUGAAAGGCUCGCUCAUGCUUCCAGACAGCUUGGACUUGCGCGACAUCGCCGUGUUGUCUCUGCCGCUGUCCAGUGAGGCUUGCCAGGCCGUCAUGUCCAGCAGCACCGACGAGGAAGCGAGGUCUGUUCUGUACCUGCUGCGCACUUCGGAAGCCUGCCCUGGCUGCGGCACGCGGGCCCAGCGCAGUGCCGACGCCGCGGGCUGCCCCAGCGUCACGUGCCCGGUGUGCCGGACACCGUUCAGGUGCUACCACGUCGCAGGCGACCGUCCCGAACCCAGCUAUCCACUGACAGCGACCGCCAAGAAUCACCUCUACCGCCUCUUCGGGGCCGCCCUGGAGGCCGCUGAGGAGCUGGAGCGGGACCGCCGCGAUCUCGCCGCCUUCCUCUCCCACGAGAUUUGCGGGCUUUGCGACGUCUUUGCGGCUUUGGCUUCGGGACGUGACAGCUUGGGCUUCUCCCAAGCGGACCUCCGCCGUGCCUUCGCCACCCAGGGCCUGCCGACCCCGCCGGGAGAGCAGUGGGACCUCCUGUGGCGCAGAUUUGCCGCGGCCGACUCCAGCACCGUGACCUUUUUGGACUUCAAAAGCCAGCUGCAACCUUUUCUUUGAAAAGGCGAUCUCCGCCAGCGCAGACAGAAGGGGAAGCAGUGCGAGACAGGCCUGUGGAACCGCAUCGGCUGAGCUCGCGCGGUUCGGGACAGAGCGAAAGGCCACUGAAGAGCAAGCACUUACCGCUGCUGCAAACUUGUGUAUGUGGCUUUGCUGGCACCUCUUGCUACAGUAUAACAGCCCUGCAAGCCACACCAAAAUUCCAAAC